Molecule: messenger RNA, 1252 nt
Organism: Colletotrichum phormii
Lineage: Eukaryota; Fungi; Ascomycota; Sordariomycetes; Glomerellales; Glomerellaceae
Exons: 2
Coding region: 349-936 (195 amino acids)
Source: RefSeq, a predicted model, not a curated record
AAUGAUUCUAUAUUCACGCGCGAUUUAAGUUUGAUGACAUGGUACUGUCUGUACAAUGCAUCCAAGAACGCCAGACUUCUUUACACAAGAGACGCUUCCAGAGCGGGCAGGUUGGUGAUUGUUUGGGGCCUGGCUGAAUGGUCGUGUCUGGGGUAAGAUACAGUGGAGGUGUUCAGCCGACCUAACCCCGGGCGACCUUCAACCCAGCGCUCCAUAGAACUUCCCCCCUCCAGCAUCUUCCAUCUGCAAUUGCUCGCAUUUGCACCUCGAAACACCCAGCGCCGUUCCCCUAAGCGCAUCUCACGGAAGGGGCUCUAGGUCUACAUACGGAAACAUCAAUCGGCAAAGAUGCGCGCGACAACGAUCCUAUCGGCGCUCUUCGCAGCGACCCUCGCCGCCGCCGAAACCCGCCUCGCAAAGGUCUACAUCGAACCCGUCUCCCUCGCAACCCAACAAAAACCAACCCUCCUCGCCGAGGUCGAGUACGACACAGAACGGCCCGCCGAGGCGAGCGUCACCUCCUUCGAGGCCCCCGAACUCGCCGACUACCCGGCCGCGACGAAGCUCGUCCGCGUCGGCGUCUACGAUCCGGCCACGGCGCAGUGGACUUCCAGCGUGUCGGUCGCCUCGACGGAGAACUUUGCUAAGGGGUACCAGCCCAACAUUGUGCUGAGCGUCGACGGCGUCUCGGGCGAGGUCGUGGGUGCCGGGGUGAAGGGCGUGCGGGUCGACGCGGGCGCGACGAGGGAUUUUGGACCGCAGGCUGUUGUGAGGGUCGCGGGGCAGGGCAAGACGCCCGAGUUGAACAAGCCUGUUGUGUUGAGUCCUGAGGGACGCAAGGUUGUUCAGGAGGAGAAGCCGUUUUGGCAAAAGUACUGGUGGUUGAUUGCGAUUGUCGUCUUGAUGACUGUCACUGGUGGAGGAGAUGGAAAAUAGACGAAGUAAAUGGCGAUGAAGAUACACCAAUAGACCUUUUCCACGUUCACCCGCGAAGUAGGUGCCUCAUUUGAUGGCAUCGCGUACGUGUCCGGGACCUUGCUUCUACCGGUGAUAUGAGAGGGAUCAACUAGUCUCAUCUGACCCUGAAGAGUCUCAGGCAAUGCCCAUGGCUCUCACUGCCCCUGGACUAAGAAAUGUCUCCCUUGCUAUAGUAUCGAGUAAACACUAGAAGACUGAUAUACAACAGUCAACCGUAUGGCAAAGAAUCGGUCCUGAAACGAUCGCAAAUGCAUUCUCCGUGGCUCCCCUUCAC